Cyanidioschyzon merolae strain 10D is the source of this 3021-nucleotide messenger RNA. Its product is annotated as valine--tRNA ligase. The transcript has 2 exons. The coding region runs from base 1 to 3021 and encodes 1006 amino acids. Lineage: Eukaryota; Rhodophyta; Bangiophyceae; Cyanidiales; Cyanidiaceae. Gene Ontology annotation, cellular component: cytosol; cytoplasm. The record is from RefSeq and is a predicted model, not a curated record. Gene Ontology annotation, biological process: valyl-tRNA aminoacylation. Gene Ontology annotation, molecular function: valine-tRNA ligase activity; ATP binding; aminoacyl-tRNA deacylase activity.
AUGCAACAACCGGUGCGGGCAGUAGCUUUUGUCCAAGGUGGUGCGCUCUUGCAGAGGCGUUGGAUAAGUGACUCAACUUGUCGUCGGCUCCUGGGAGACGCUUCGCAAAGGAAGCGUUUCGCAAAAGAACUCUACAGCGUCCCGGGCGUCUCGCUGAAGAGUCGUGCUCUGCGACUCUGCUCUACGACAGACGCUAGUGGGAAGAGUGUCCAGACGCCCUUCAGAACCGGCUCGAGGCCUGUAUUUGCGGAGAAUGCGGAGGACGCAAUGCCGAAAAACUUCGACCCAGCGGCGCACGAAGAACGCAUAUACUCCUGGUGGGAGGCUGCAGGUUUCUUUUCUCCAAGAGAUGAGGGCGUUGGCGAUAUUGAGAAGCCUUUUGUGAUCGUUAUGCCGCCUCCGAAUGUCACGGGCGGCCUUCACAUGGGCCACGCAAUCGGUACAACAAUCGAAGACAUCUUGAUACGUUUCCAUCGUAUGCGUGGGCGCCCUACCUUGUGGCUACCCGGAACGGAUCAUGCUGGGAUUGCGACUCAGUUGCUCGUCGAGCGAGCGCUUACUGCCUCCGGCAAGAGCCGCAGUGAGAUAGGCAGAGAAGCGUUCGUUGAAAUGGUAUGGAAGUGGAAACAAGAGAAGGGUGGGUAUAUCACCAAGCAGCUCCGAAGGCUCGGCGCCAGUGCUGACUGGAACCGGGAGAAAUUCACACUUAGCCCAGAGAUGAGCGCGGCCGUGGCGGAGGCGUUUGUGCGCCUUUACGAUGCUGGUCUCAUCUACCGGGGUACGUAUAUGGUGAACUGGAGCCCAGCACUGCAAACAGCUGUUUCAGACCUGGAGGUCGAGUUUAGCGAAGAGAAGGGAAAACUUUACCUAUUCAAGUACAUGUUAGCUGAACCGGGGUCCGAAGAGGAUGCCUUCCUACCAGUCGCAACGACCCGACCGGAAACGAUUCUUGGCGACACUGCACUUUGCGUUCAUCCCUCGGAUGGACGCUUCCAGAAAUACAUCGGCAUGCAUGCCAUUGUUCCGUUUGUUCACCGCCGCAUUCCAAUCGUUGCUGAUGCUCGGGUGGAUCCAUCGUUCGGCACGGGUGUGCUGAAGAUCACCCCAGGUCAUGAUCGCAUGGAUUAUGAGAUAGGCAAAACUCACAAUCUCCCCGUCAUUACUGUCAUCGGUAAGGAUGGCAGAAUCGUGCCGUACAGUGAGACAGAUGCGCGGUUCGUAGGGCUGGAUCGCUUCCUCUGUCGGGAGCGGAUCUGGGCGGAUUUGCAAAGCACCGGCCAAGCGAUUGAGGUUCGGGAGCACACAACGAGGGUUCCCCGCUCCCAGCGUGGCGGUGAGAUCAUCGAGCCACUCGUAUCGACUCAAUGGUUUGUGCGUACGCGGCCUCUUGCGGAAAAGGCUCUGGCUGCUGUUCGAGAGGGACAAAUUCGGAUCUUGCCGGAAAGGUUCGAGAAGAUUUACUAUCAUUGGUUGGAAAAUAUUGAAGACUGGUGUAUAUCUCGUCAGCUUUGGUGGGGGCAUCGCAUACCCGUCUAUUACAUCAAUGGUGAUCAGGAAAACUACGUCGUUGCCAGAAAUGUAGAGGAGGCUCGCGAGAGGGUCCGCGCCAUGACGGUCGGCGACUUCACCCUCGAGCAGGAUCCCGACGUGCUUGAUACAUGGUUUUCUUCUGGACUUUGGCCAUUUUCGACGAUGGGUUGGCCCGAUGAGAACCAACCUGACUAUCGCAAGUUCUUUCCGGGUUCUGUCCUAGAGACCGGAUACGAUAUUCUGUUCUUCUGGGUUGCCAGGAUGAUUAUGCUGAGCCUGGAGCUUACGGGCAAGAUACCAUUUGAGGUGGUUUACCUCCAUGGCCUGGUUCGCGAUGCGAAUGGAAGAAAGAUGAGCAAAACGCUGGGGAACGUCACUGAUCCCCUUGAGGUCAUCAGUAAGUAUGGAACCGACGCGCUGCGUUUCACACUCGUGACAGGGAGCAGCGCCGGGCGAGAUAUUCCUCUCGCAGAGGAGCGUGUAGCAGCAAGCCGUAACUUUGCAAACAAGGUAUGGAACAUUGCCCGCUUCGUCGUGAACGCAGUGGGUAGCGACGCAUCCGAGACAGCGCUUUGGGCGGAGCCCUCGAGCAAUGAGUGGACAGGGCUCAGCUUAAACCUCGCGGAUCAUUUCAUUCUCGCACAGUUAACACAGCUUGUACAUGAUGUUACUCAGCACCUGGAAUCAUUUGAAAUUGGCGACGCUGGCCAAAAAGUUUACGAUUUUUUGUGGGACGAUUUUGCGGACUGGUACUUGGAGGUUGCGAAAGCAGUUUUACGGACAGCGAACGGCGACUCCAAGGCGGCGGCGCCAUCCAAACGGAUCCUGGCACUCACUCUGGACACGAGUCUCCGUCUCCUGCAUCCAUUUAUGCCAUUUAUAACAGAGGCUGCGUAUCAGAGACUGCCCUCUGCGGUGAGCAAUGGACACGGAACUGCGCUUAUGUGCCAAAAUUGGCCGAUGCUACGAUUUCCAGAGAAUCAGGCUGCUGUUACGGGUUUUCGACGCUUCCAAGAGCUUGUCCGCAAAGUGCGCAACGCCCGAGCCAGCUACGGUGUCGAGCCGUCGCGGCGCAUAGCGGCCUGGGUUGUGGUGCGAUCGAAUAAUGAACUCGAGGACUUUAUCACGUCGUAUCCGUCAGUUUUCGCGUCUCUAGCCAAGAUAGAUGAGCAGCAGAUGCACGUUGUGAAUGUCCCGCCAGAAACGGAUUUCAUUCGAAAGUGUGUGCACGUUAUUGUCGACGAAAACAUAGAAGCGUUCCUGCCGGCCAAAGGUUUAUUUGACGUACAAGUUGAGCGAGAGCGUUUGAAUAAGCAGGUUCAAAAAAUCGGCGCCGAUCUUGCCGGGCUCGAGAAGCGACUCGGCGCAAGGGGCUUCCUCCAAAACGCACCGCCAAAUAUUGUCGAGGAAACAAAGGCAAAACACCAGGAGCUCAAGGAGACUAUCACCGCUAUACAGCAGCGCCUUCAGCUGCUAGAGGAUCUAGCUUGA